Messenger RNA from Hylaeus anthracinus, 684 nucleotides. Its product is annotated as histidine-rich glycoprotein-like. The transcript has a single exon. The record is from RefSeq and is a predicted model, not a curated record. Bases 1 to 684 code for a protein of 227 amino acids. Lineage: Eukaryota; Metazoa; Arthropoda; Insecta; Hymenoptera; Colletidae.
AUGAUACUCCUGGCGAUUUUGGCGCCUAGCAGCUUCACGACGAGCAUAAAUUACGAGGAUCUGGAAACAGAGGCUACCUCUGGUUUCCAUCAUUACCAGGAGGGCGGCAACGAGGAUCGUCGCUCGGGUCACAAAGGUAAAUACGGAGAUGGCAACGACGUGGGCUACAACAGCCACCACGACUUCCAAGAAAAUAGCAAAGGCCAUCGCGACUUGAACCGUCACCACGAAAGCAUCUUCCGAAACGAUGACGAGAACGAGCAUCGCGGUCACGACGAUGGUUUCUACGACCAGCAUCGCGAGAGCGAAGAGGGUGAAAAUGGUGACUCCUUUUACAAAGAAGGUCACUAUAAGAAAGGAUACAACAUUCACGGUCACCACGAAGUGGAGAAUAUCGACGAGAUCAAGAAACACGAAGAAUUCCACGACGAGGACUACGAAUCUGACUUUGACGAGUACGAUGGCGGACAUUAUUACGAUUAUAUGUAUGGGAACGGCGGAUCUCAUGGGGAAGGACGUUACGAUCUUGGUAGUUACGAUGGUGACUAUGAGAAGAAAGGUUACCACGACAAUGGGUAUGGUCUCAGUGGUUAUAAGGGAUACAAUGGAGUCGAUGGUCACGAGGAUUAUUAUCAGAACGAUUAUCAUCAGGGGAACACGGAUGCGUCCGGUGGGAGGAAGUGA